AUGGCUGUCCGCAAGCGCCACGAAGUACGCCGUCGCUAUCACUGGCCCGAGCUCCAGCUCAACAUCUGGAUCAUGGUUGGACUAUCGUGCUCAGCAACUUGUCUUGGGAUUUUCUCUUGGUUCAUGGUUGUGCAAUCGCAAAUGCACCUUGGGACUCCAUGGCUCUUUCCUUACAUGGUUGUAUCCAGCGUACUCGGUGUAUGCUUCAUAUUUCUUAUUAUGGUGCUUGCCUCACGGCAUUUUCUCUUACCGGGGAUUAUCAUCAUCGGCAGCUUUAUUCUCUUUGUGCUGUGGCUGACGGGUCUGAUUGAGACUUCGCUGCAGCUGUAUGGGGUUGUCGCGAACGUGAAUGCCAAUUGCCAGAUCUGGGUGAGGGACAAUAAGGCUUGGGGGAAUAACAUUAAUACCUUGGCUUGGUUAACGCAGAGUACUAUUUGUGAGUUCGAUGUCUCGGCUUAUUCUGGUGGUUGA
Messenger RNA from Penicillium digitatum Pd1, 471 nucleotides. RefSeq lists its product as uncharacterized. NCBI's taxonomy places the organism in Eukaryota, Fungi, Ascomycota, Eurotiomycetes, Eurotiales, Aspergillaceae. The record is from RefSeq and is a predicted model, not a curated record.